Messenger RNA from Nicotiana attenuata, 1687 nucleotides. RefSeq names its product histone deacetylase 6. The record is from RefSeq and is a predicted model, not a curated record. Lineage: Eukaryota; Viridiplantae; Streptophyta; Magnoliopsida; Solanales; Solanaceae. The transcript is spliced from 4 exons. Gene Ontology annotation, molecular function: zinc ion binding. The coding region runs from base 95 to 574 and encodes 159 amino acids.
UAUCUGGGCCCAAAUCGCAAGGUGAUUUCGGCCAGUUUCAACUUCAUCGCUACUCCCUUGACACCACAGCGAAAUAGUUCGUCUGAGUUGAUCCAUGGCUAAUGAAGCUUCUUCAUCGACUUCAUUUCCCGUUGAUGCAGAAGAUGAGAUACUGAUGCUCUAUGGGUCUGAAUCUGGUUGGGUUGAGCCCCUAAGUCACUGUGAUCACCUGACCUCUUUAUCGUCCGAUCUCGCUCACAUUCCAACUCCAGACACUCCUUGCAACAGGUGUCAACACCCAGCAGAGAACUGGCUAUGUUUGUGCUGCAAGGAGGUGCUUUGCAGUCGAUUUGUUAAUAAGCACAUGCUUGAGCAUUACAAGCAGAGCAAUCACUCUAUUGCACUCAGCUUUAGUGAUCUAUCAGUAUGGUGUUUCUCCUGCAAUGCAUAUUUAGAUGCUCAAGCAAUUAUGCCAUUGCAGUCUGUUCAUUUCACUGCCUACGUACUAAAGUUUAAUGAACCUCCACCUUUACGAGCAGCGGAGUGUAUAGAAAUUACAGAUAACAGAGCAGAGGGUUCUACUUCUGGGAACUAAUCAUUCCCUCUUCUCUUUGAUGCUUGUGAUAUUAGGCUGUUCUUCAACUGAUUUCUCCCAUAGGAAAAUGGGUUAAGAGAGAAUUUAUUUUGGAUCAUGGCAUCUUUAUCUUAGAUAUUGACGUUUUGAUAUGUAAGCGAAAUAGUUUGCUGAAUAGAUGGAGCACCAAGAAGUUAGCGUCAGUAAGCAAAAGUUUCAGUGGAUACAUCUGAACUUUACGAAAGUGAUGGGUGUUGCUUUCCCUUCAAAACAUCUUUGAUUCCUUUCUAAACACCAAGACCAGAAAAAUGCAUCGUCUCUGACUGUGUACUUUCUUGAUCUUCAUAGCCUGCCAGGUCAGUAAUGCAGUUUCUGGAAUUGCGAGGAAGUAGGAACCACCCGUUGUAUGCAUGCAGAUAAGAUUCAGGAGCAUCUGAAUACCUUUUUGCUUCAUUGAAUUGUUAGCAGUUAAAUCAAUAAAUGGUAUCACGUUUUAAAAUCCAUUACAGCAAAGCUGUUGUGAGCGUAAAACUAAGGACAAAUAAGUUCCCCUAAGGUUACCAUCCGAACCAAAUUAUUAUUGACAGGUAGUACGCGAAGGCUAUUGGUAAAGCUAGUUUUGGAAACUAUAGCUGGAAAAAUUGUCCGAGUGCUUUUGAAGUUCAAAGGUGAAAACUUGUACAAUAACACGAGUAGCCAGCGGUUAUAUACAUUCUUCUGCCAAGUGCCAAUGGAGGCUUUCAUCUUGGAAUAGUGUGAUUCAACGUGUUUUACCCCAUGACGCAUCGAUCACAGGGAAACUGGAGUAAGAAUGGGACAGUGUAAGAUACGUCUGGAGACAAAGGAUUACAGUUGAGAACUGUGGUUUUGCUGGUAAAAUUGGGCUACGCUCUAUUCUCAGACAUCUUUGUAAAAAGUAAUGGAAAAAUGACUCAAAAAAGAGGUUAUCAAGUGCACUUGUGUGGGAUAUGAUAAUCAUCUCCAUGAUUUCAAAAAGAUAAAGAAACAGCAUUGAAGAGCUCCGGAUUCCAGCAUUCAAGUCAGUGUGAUUUAUAAAAUGUAAGAGCCUUCGCUCAUGUCUGUCAACAUAGAUGAUGCAGGGAAAGAAAUCACAAAAUGAUCUUAGGUGCAAAA